AUGGAGAAAUAUUCAAGUAUUUCGACAGUAAUCCUAUUAUUUAUUAUCACAACCUCAUUUAUCGGGGUUUUGAGUUUGGAAAACGGGCUUGGGAGAACUCCUCCUAUGGGAUGGAAUAGUUGGAAUCGUUUUGGAUGUCAAAUUGAUGAAGAUCUGAUAAAGGGAACUGCUGACGCCCUUGUUAGUUUUGGAUUCGCUGAUGCUGGAUAUAAAUAUUUAAAUCUCGAUGAUUGCUGGGAAGGGGAGAGGAAUCAAGAAGGGUUUAUUACUUAUGAUAAAAAUACAUUUCCAAAUGGAAUUAAAGCGCUUGCCGAUUAUGUUCAUAGUAAGGGUUUACUGGUUGGAAUAUAUAGUGACGCAGGAUUUCUUACGUGUGCCAGACGCGCCGGAAGCCUUGGUUAUGAGGAAAAGGACGCCCAAACUUUUGCAUCUUGGGGAAUCGAUUACCUAAAAUAUGAUAAUUGUAACAAUGACGGAUCGCCCGAAAAACAACGAUAUACGAUGAGAGAUGCACUCAAUGCAACCGGGAGGCCAAUUUUCUACAGUAUAUGUGAAUGGGGGACAAGUAGACCAUAUCUCUGGGGUUCAAAAGUCGGAAACAGUUGGAGGACCACGGGUGACAUCAGGGCCGAAUGGAUGUCUGUCACUUCCAUUUUGAAAAGGCAACAAAGAAUCACACAUUAUGCAGGUCCAGGUGGAUGGAACGAUCCGGAUAUGUUGCAAGUUGGGAAUGGACAUUUCUCUAUAGACGAACAAAAAAGUCACUUUUCUCUUUGGGCCGCAUUAAAGGCUCCUCUUUUGCUUGGAUUUGACAUAAGAACACCUCCAGAGGAUACCAUAAAGUUAGUAUUAAACCCGGAGAUUAUUGCGAUCAACCAAGAUCCUCUAGGGAAGUCAGUAGCCAUAGCUCAAAGUUCUAGGUUUUUCGACAUCUGGACCGGUCCGUUAAUCGACGGCCACGUUGCACUCUUGUUCAAUAGAGCUGAAAAGCCAUUAACAAUCACCUUGGAUUUUUCAUAUCAUUGCCAACUGGAAGGCGAAAUUCAUGUCAGAGAUCUCUGGGAAAGAGCUGAUAUAGGAAAUUUCACGAAAGGUCCCAAAACAUGGGAUAGUAGUCUUGAAACUGACGGGUGGCACUCCUCGGGGAAUACUUAA
This is a messenger RNA of Acaulospora morrowiae, 1155 nucleotides long. The record is from the annotation of a GenBank genome assembly. Lineage: Eukaryota; Fungi; Glomeromycota; Glomeromycetes; Diversisporales; Acaulosporaceae.